CUGCUCUGUUGCGCACCAUUGCCCUGACUCCCCCCUCCCCUCCUCCUCCUCCUGCAGCACCACUCACUGAGCUGUAACGGGACACUUCCAGCUCAGACGGCGCACCAAACCUUUACCCGCGUCCAUCUGUGGUAUGUCCAGACUGUUAGUGCGCCUUCCACCGGUGUGAACGAUGCGGAUGCCGGACAGGUAUGCCUGUUAUUUUAACAUGUGACGGUGAAGAAGGGUCAUUGACACCCUGAUUUGGUUUUGAAUGAUCGGAGGGACUGCGAGGCGACAGAAAUUUCACACCGAGCUGGUUUGGCCGUCUGGAGAUGAGUGCGGGGCAAAGGAUGCGCCUGCAUGAUGCCACCGUGUGUCUAGGCCCUCCCUAAUCCUGCUGCAGUGACACAGAGGAUCCCCCUCAGUCCCUGGACACCUCAGUGCUACACAUUUGGCUCCUUGACUCAUCCAGCUCAUCCCCUGCAGCUAUCAGCCACUGAUCAAUCCUACCCCACUCCUCUCUAUUCAGGCUUUCCUUUUUCAGACUAUUGCUUCAGACUGGGAUUACACACUGAUCUGCUGCUGAAUCCUGAUAUGUCAGCUGAGUCUGUUGUGGACCUCUGACGGCAACGCCAAAACUUUUUUUUUUUUUUUUUUUUUUUUGCUCUUUUGAUUGGAAGCCGAAGCCAUAGCUUGUCUGUCAGUGAUGAAAGACUCUUUGUUAUGAGACCAAAAAGACUGAAAGUCAUUUCUAUUCCCAGCUUGUCUUCAGUAGACCCUGGUUGUGGCAAAAAAGCUUUUCUCAAGAGCAAGUUUUAACGUAAGCCAUUGGAAGCUGCAAUACGAAAAGGAUUGCUGUGUCCUGAGACUGAAAAGUUAAGCCAGGCAUAGUCUUUAAACAUUUUCUAUCUUCAUUACCUGAUCUGAGCUGCCUAGUCCAGAGCAGCGUUUUUUCCAGAUGCUGCCAUGCCCAUCAUCAGCAACGCCAACCAUGACUUCAGCAAUCUGUCCGUCAGUGAUGACAGCAGUUUUGACCGCAUCUUCACUGAGAUCCCUGAGACUGAGACCAUCAAGGGUGUGUAUUACAAGAGGGCCCAGUUCAUCCGUCGGCCGGAAGACCUUGUGUCCAUCGAUCACGGCUCGCUGGCAGUGAUCAACGUUGGGGGAAACCGUUACACCUUCCCCUGGAGCACCCUGGAGCAAUUCCCCCUUACCCGACUUGGCCGCCUUUGUGGUUGCCGGUCACCUGAGGACAUCGCCAGCGUCUGCGACGACUAUGACGAAGCUCGAAAGGAGUUCUUCUUCGAUCGCUCGCCCUCGGCCUUCAGGGUCAUCCUCAACUUCUUGGCUGCUGGGAAACUCCGGCUGCUGCGGGAGAUGUGUGUCCUCUCCCUGCAUGACGAGCUUACCUACUGGGGCGUGGAGAUGGCCUACAUGGAGCGCUGCUGUAAAAGGAAGAUGUACACGCGCAUCGAGGAGGUACAUGAGCAGGAGCGGCGAGAGGAGGAGUGCAGGCAGAGAAACGCCAUGCAGCGUGUGACGGUGGAGGAGACCAGGUACCGAAAAGUCAUGAACUGGCUGAGAGAUAUGGUGGAGAAUCCACAGUCUGGCUUACCAGGGAAGAUCUUCGCCUGCAUGUCAGUGAUCAUGGUGGCGGUGACUGUGGUCAGCUUGUGUAUCAGCACCAUGCCAGACCUCAGAGAGGAAGAGAACAGGGGUGAGUGUUCCUCCAAGUGUUACAACAUGUUCAUCAUAGAGACAGUCUGUGUGGCCUGGUUCUCCCUGGAGUUCAUCCUGCGGUUCAUUCAGGCACGCAGCAAGCUGGACUUCCUCCGCGGGCCACUCAACAUCAUAGACGCCAUGGCCAUCCUGCCCUACUAUGUGUCCCUGGUGGUGAUAGAGGAGGACCCGGCCAUGGAGCACGAGAGGCCAGGAGGAGGUAAGGGCUACUUGGACAAGCUGGGUCUGGUGCUGAGGAUCCUGCGGGCGCUAAGGAUUCUCUAUGUGAUGCGGCUUGCUCGCCACUCCCUUGGCCUGCAGACGCUCGGGCUGACUGUCAGGCGCAGCACCCGUGAGUUUGGCCUCCUCUUGCUUUUCCUCUGCGUGGCCGUCACCCUCUUCUCCCCACUGGUCCAUUUGGCUGAAAGCGAGCUCACGGGCACUCAUGACUUCAGCAGCAUCCCCGCCUCCUACUGGUGGGCAAUUAUCUCCAUGACGACUGUAGGCUACGGCGACAUGGUGCCAAGGUCCAUCCCAGGACAGGUUGUAGCGCUGAGCAGCAUCCUCAGUGGGAUCCUCAUCAUGGCCUUCCCCGCUACCUCCAUUUUUCACAUGUUCUCCCGCUCCUACCAAGAGCUAAAGAUGGAGCAUGACCGAUUGUUCAAAGAGGAGUGCGCAGCCGCGGCGGCUGCUGCUGCUGCCAGUGGGGAGCUGCCAGAAGCGGGAGUUGAUGGAGGAGGUGAAGGAGGGCUUGAGGACUCAGCUCCGCCUGGACUGGGAUUACGUCUGGAAAAGGAUAGUAUGCACUCACUAGAGUCUCUGGCUCUGUUAGGGAAAGGCGGUGAUCCUGCAGGAAAUAAUAACCAUGGCCUGCCAGCAGCAGCUUUCUGAAUGAGCACCACAGUACUCGCACUGGCUGACUCAAUCCAACAAGAAGAUACUGUACGAGUCCCCUUAACUCUGUGUUGCAUACAGUAAAAGUACUCCAAAGUGACCAUCUCCUCAAAGGCAUCACUUCCCAUGUGGUUGUGAACAUGUCUAUAUUGCAUUGGCUAAAAGGAGAUUAAAUAAACAACAUUUCUUUUGCUCUUUGGUCUACUGAUAUGGAGCACAAGUGUGCAUCUGAUCUAAGUGCACACUGUAGACUGCACAGAAACUGAAAGACUUCCUGAAGCCCUUUAAAUUGGAUGGUCCAGUUUGUCUGAACAGAAAGCCUCUGCACCGCAGCAAUAUUAGUAACUGUCUGCUUCCAUAAACAUGCAAUAUUCAAUCCAAAGUUGCUUUUCCUUCCACUGUGAAAGUACUUCUAAGCCCAAUCGCAACUUUUAGUUAUAUUCUUAUUACUUUUUAAUAUGUUGCCUGCAGUAUGAACUGAAAAUGCGUCUCAUACUGUAUACUUUUCUGCCAUGAAAUCAGAUAAGUGCUCCUCUUACUGUAGUUUAUUUUUGAGAAGCUUGAAGCCAUGAUCUGAGAAAAAAUAUAAACAAACUGAUUUUUUGAGUUUUGGCCUAUAUAAGAUGUAAAUCUGUCUCUCAUGUAUGUUUGUAUGCUUGGACUCAAAAUGAUGAUGGUUUCUCCUUUCUCUAUUAUGGACUCCAAGUAAACUGUGUGAAGGAAUUGCAGAAGUUAUGAUCCAAAUUGUUUUUUAAUCAGAAAGGACAUGAAAGGAUGGGGAGAAAGAAAGUAUUUGCAUUAGAAAGAGAAGGUGAGUGAGCGAGAGAGAAUGAGCGCUAACAACCAUGAAAUGUACUUUGCAAUGCUCCAAAUAAAAGCUCUCCUAGUAAUCUGAGAGAAAUCCA
Thunnus maccoyii (southern bluefin tuna) is the source of this 3500-nucleotide messenger RNA. It is a transcript of the gene kcng4a, whose product is annotated as potassium voltage-gated channel, subfamily G, member 4a. Gene Ontology annotation, cellular component: membrane; voltage-gated potassium channel complex. NCBI's taxonomy places the organism in Eukaryota, Metazoa, Chordata, Actinopteri, Scombriformes, Scombridae. Gene Ontology annotation, molecular function: delayed rectifier potassium channel activity; protein binding. Gene Ontology annotation, biological process: potassium ion transmembrane transport; protein homooligomerization. Bases 949 to 2592 code for a protein of 547 amino acids. The record is from RefSeq and is a predicted model, not a curated record. The transcript is spliced from 4 exons.